This is a messenger RNA of Helobdella robusta, 480 nucleotides long. RefSeq lists its product as hypothetical. The record is from RefSeq and is a predicted model, not a curated record. Bases 1 to 480 code for a protein of 159 amino acids. Lineage: Eukaryota; Metazoa; Annelida; Clitellata; Rhynchobdellida; Glossiphoniidae. The transcript has 3 exons.
AUGAUAAAAGGUUACUACAACGAUAUUUUACAAACAAUAGAAGAUUUUUCAUUUUUGCGAAACAUAGUAAUUCCUGUUCUUAUGGUAAUAUGGGUCUGUAUGUUGAUAAGAAUAGCUCAGGAUUGUAUCAUCUUCAUAAUAUACUACGUCCAAGAUGAGGAUGAUGAAGAUGUUGGUCAAGGAGAUGGGCCAACAUUGGACACUAUUGAAGAACUUACACAUCCGAGAAUUGAUCCUAGGGUAACAGUUUCUGAACCUCUAAUGAAACAUCGUCACAAGAAACGGUCACGAACAAAGAAGAACAAUGGUGGCUCUGAACCUGAUUUUAGACAUAAAAAGACAGCUAGAGUACAAAAAGCCUUUUCUGCAGUAACUUUUAGAGAUAGAACUAACAGUUUGAGUGACUUUGCAACUCGUGGUUCUGUCGUCGAACACAACCGACAGACAGCUGAUGAUAUGAUUAUGAAUGAUGACAUUUAA